GCUCAUUUUACCGCCACUUUUUUUUUUGUUCACCUGCUUACUUUUAUAAUUUUUUUUUUAUACAUAAUUUUUUCCAUUUAAUUUAUUCAUAAAUUUCUAUGGAAAAAGCCAAAGCGCCUUCACUGGCGGAAAAGAUCUCCGUAUCAUCUUCGACCGAUCCAUCACUGCUUGAAAAGGUCACGAUCGAAGACAUUGAUGAUUCCCCUAUUGAAGAAGUACGUGCCAGCGUCCCUCCUACCGACGAUCCUACCCUUCCCACAGCUACGUUUCGCGCUUGGUUUUGGGGCAUUGUCUUUUCCGCAGCCAUUUCUUUCUCAAAUCAGUUUUUUUGGUUCCGUGCUAAUCCGUUAACUAUCAAAGUAAUUGUCGUGCAAUUGCUGGCUUUCCCUGCCGGCAAGCUUUCCGAACAUAUUUUACCCAACUACGAUUUCCGUCUCGGUCGACUCCAUUUCAACCUGAAUCCCGGCCCAUUCAACGUAAAAGAACAUGUGCUUAUUACCGUCAUGGCCAAUGCGGCAGCCACCUCAUUCGAUGCCAUCGAUAUCAUUGUGGUGCAAAAACUGUAUUACAACCAAAACUGGGGCUUUGGAGGUGGUAUCCUCCUUGUCCUAACAACCAGUCUGCUGGGUUUUGGUUUUGCCGGCAUUCUUCGUCGUUACCUUGUGCGACCUUCCAGCAUGGUCUGGCCUAUCAAUUUGGUCAAUGCCACGCUUUUCCACACCUUGCACAAAAAGGUGCCCAAGGAAGUCGCCGAUGCCGAAGCAACCACCCCCGGCCUUUCCUUGUCGCGUAACAAGUUCUUUGUCAUUGCUUUCAUUGCUUCAUUUUGCUGGUACUUUUUGCCGGGUUACAUCAUUCCCGUCAUCACCUCCAUCUCCUGGAUUUGCUGGAUCAAACGCGAUUCUGUCCUUGUAUCUCAAAUCGGCAGCGGUCUGUACGGCUUGGGGAUUGGCAGUUUCACUCUGGACUGGAGUUCUCUCGCUGCAUGGUACCCGAGUCCGUUGGCAAUCCCAUGGGUUGUACAGGCCAACAUGCUUGCCGGAUUCAUCUUCUUUAUUUGGAUUCUCGUGCCUAUCAUUUACUAUACAAAUACCUAUGAGAGCAAGAAAUUCCCAUUUUACAACACCAACCAGUACGAUAUCUGGGGUCAGGAAUUCAACCGUAGCCGUGUGCUUACGCCGGACCAGUACCUGAACGAUACCGCUUACGAAGAGUAUUCGCCUAUCCGUAUCACCGGUUUCUUUGCCAUCUGUUAUGGUCAAGGUUUAGCCGCUUUGGGUGCGAUCAUCUCUCACACGGUUCUGUUUAACGGCAAGGAUAUCUGGGAACGUUUCAAGAACGCGCGUCAAUCGUCAGAUGAUAUCCACGCCCGUCUCAUGGAUCGUUACAAGGAAGUGCCCGAUUGGUGGUAUGGCGCUCUUUUAUUGGUGUCUCUCGGUGCCAGUUUCGCCACCAUUGUGGUUUGGCCCUCGGACAUGCCUUGGUGGUCUCUGAUUAUCGCCGUCGUGCUGGCUUUCAUCUGGUUGUUGCCCAUUGGUAUCGUCACCGCCAUUACUUCGCAAGCACCGACCAUUUCCAUGAUCACCGAAUGGGUGUAUGGUGCUAUUCGUCCCGGUCAUCCCAUCGGCAACAUGAUUUUCAAGACGUAUGGUUACAUCACCGUACGUCAGGCUCUAUUGUUUGCCCAAGAUUUGAAGCUCGGUCAUUACAUGAAGAUUCCUCCUCGUCACAUGUUCUCGUUCCAAAUCGUCGGCACCAUUGUCGCAUCGUUCGUCUCGCUUGGUACCACCAACUAUCUUUUGAACACCAUUCCCAACAUCUGUACAAAGUCGGCUUAUCCCUGGACGUGUCCCAACGCCGGCCUUUUUGGUGCGUCUUCAGUCAUUUGGGGCUUGAUUGGUCCUCAGAAAUUCUUUGCGCCUUCCUCCUUGUACCAUUCCAUUCCGUACUUUUUGCUUGCAGGGUUUUUGCUUCCGUUCCCCAUCUAUUUCUUGCACAAGCGUUACCCUGAUUCGUGGAUUCGUCACAUCAGUGUACCGGUGUUCAUGUUGGGACCGACCCCCUAUCCUCCUGCGCCUACCAACACCAUGCCUACAUGGGCCACCGUGGGUUUCAUUUUCAAUUUCUUUAUCAAGCGCCGCCGUUCGGCUUGGUGGAAAAAGUACAACUACGUCUUGUCGGCUGCUUUGGAUUCCGGCGUCGCCAUUUGUGCCAUUAUUAUCUUUUUCGCUUUCCAGAAUUCGGAAAUCCACUUUCCUCGCUGGUGGGGCAACAAUCCCGACUCUGUGGAUCAGUGUCCUUUGGCCACCGCCAACUGGAAUGGUGUGGAUGUGUACGCCUAGAUCACCACGCCAAGUCUUCUUACUCUUUCAUUUUUUUCCCCCACUUUCUUUAUGUACAUAGUCCCUAACUUUAUCCUCAUCCAUUCCUCUAUUUAUAUCAUCACUGUAUAUGCAUUGAUCUACCAGCGAUCGGCUGUUUCAUCGGCUGUCAUAACAAAUAAAUCUUAUUUUCAUACGUGACGCUAUUGUUUGUUGAUCCAUUUUUGUUUGUCUGCUUUGUUUGUUUGGUUUUGCCUCCUGUGUGUCACCAGGAAUACAUGUCAUUGGCCUUGCAAUUUUUCC
Radiomyces spectabilis is the source of this 2624-nucleotide messenger RNA. RefSeq names its product OPT family small oligopeptide transporter. Gene Ontology annotation, molecular function: oligopeptide transmembrane transporter activity. NCBI's taxonomy places the organism in Eukaryota, Fungi, Mucoromycota, Mucoromycetes, Mucorales, Radiomycetaceae. Gene Ontology annotation, biological process: transmembrane transport. The record is from RefSeq and is a predicted model, not a curated record. The transcript is spliced from 3 exons. The coding region runs from base 99 to 2342 and encodes 747 amino acids.